Aureobasidium melanogenum CBS 110374 is the source of this 3657-nucleotide messenger RNA. RefSeq lists its product as uncharacterized. Lineage: Eukaryota; Fungi; Ascomycota; Dothideomycetes; Dothideales; Saccotheciaceae. The record is from RefSeq and is a predicted model, not a curated record. The coding region runs from base 1 to 3657 and encodes 1218 amino acids. The transcript has 4 exons.
AUGUCAUCGAAACCAGACUCGCACAUUUACGUCAAGACUUUUGGUUGUGGUCAACUACGAUCGAAGGUCUCUGAACAGUCAAUUGAGCCUUUGAUCCGGACAAAGGAUGAAAAGAAGACAUUGCUAUUGUCAGAAACCAAGAAGCAAUGGCAACCAUUGACCCAAAAAGCAUACUUUCUUGUACCGACUAUCUUAGCUUCUGGAGCACUAAUCGGUAUUCUUCAAGUCUAUCUGGAACGCAGCAAUCGAGAUACAGGUAUCUUAUUUGCUCCAAGGAUCAACGACCUUCCGCUGAGCCAAACGUUCUGUUACCUGUACUUGCCAACGAUCGUGGCGUUGGUGUUGAGCUUCGUCUGGACCUGGAUCGACCUUGAUAUCAAAAGACUUGAGCCGUUUGUUCAGCUCUCCCGUUUAGGAGGCGCUCUGGGUAAGGACUCAGUUUUGCUGCAUUACCCUUUUGAUUUUGUGGCUUUCGUACCCUUUGCUGCCAUGAGAAAAAGACACUGGCCAGUGUUCUCGGCUUCCUUAGCCGUAGUUCUCAUAUUCUGGGGACUUACUCCUCUACAAUCCAGUAUAUUCGCAACCAAGAUGGUCGACAAGGUCCUAGAAGUACCUGCAAUCUUAUCUACAACAUACCUCUCAUUAGUUGAUCAGAAAACCACAUUGACUGGGCUGUACGCUCAAUCCGUUUAUAACAUUGCAUGGCUGAAUGAGAGUCUGCCGCCAUUUAUGGAUCGGCAAGGUAUGCUCGCGCCUUUUUCUCUAGCAGAAAAUCUGACGACAGAGACGAACGAGACAUGGACGACAAACACACGUUUCUACUCAGUCGAUAUCAACUGCGAGGAGGUUGGACGUAACAUGUAUAACUCUUGGGGAUGUCACUACGACAACUACUAUAUGAACCUUGAUGCCACCCUUCUGGAACAGGAUCAAUACAGCACAAUGUAUGUCGGAUAUUGGUACGAGGAGAGUAUGGAUUCGUACCUGUUGGGUCAAUGCCCAAAAGAAGCGAACCAGACCUUUCUUGUACGCUGGCUAUCUGGAGAAAGUAUAGGACCUGUCGAUAAAACUAACCCUCAGAAUUUUAACACUACACUUUGGUGCAGGCCAACUUACUAUCAGCAGGAGGUCAGAGCUACUGUUGUCCCUCCGGAGAUGCACGUCCUGGAUAUUGUGCCUGUUGGUCCGAAGCAGCCACUACCCGGAGACUUGAUCAAUAUUACUGAUUUUGAAUGGAGUAUGAGUCAAGGCUAUGAGAAGAACAACAACCGAGGAAGCUAUCCUACUUCGUCAUGGCCAGAUCCAAAGGAACGACUCCAGUCUAACUUCCCAAAGCUUGUAUGGAGCGACUAUCUGCCAAAUCUGGCAACAUUCGCACUUGGUGCAUACCAACGACCCCUAGCAGACUAUCUUGACGCCGAGACUCUUCGAAAUUCUUAUCAGGCUGCUUAUCGUCUACUGCUUGCACGAAAGUUGGCUGACAUAUUGUCAAGCGACUUGAGCCAUACCGAAACAGUGCUCGCAACACGACAGUACCAAACGCAAACAGUGAUCAUGGUAUCAACAUUCGUCUACAUAGUUGAAGGACUACUGGCAACCACAACCAUCAUUGCUUUGCUGAUAUUUAUCAUACCUUCAUGGAGAAAAACUAAUCUCGUAUCUGAGCCUUCGAGUAUAGCCUCCUUGAUGACUCUCACUGGUAACGAUCAACGUAUCAUUAAAGCCACUCGUGAGAAAGAUUGUGCGACAUCUCGAGAGCUGGAGAAUCUCUUCCAGGACGCUACUUUCCAUCUGCAACCAGCGAAUGAUUCUCAAGAGAGCACUCUCAGCUAUCUUGGUCCUGAUCCGCAAAUAUUACCUUCAGACAAAGCAAACACCAAAUCAUUGCCAUUACUGCCUAUCGAGUUGUCCUGGAUCUUCGGAGUUGCUUUCCUGAUGCUUCAAGGCUCAGUCAUGGCCGCGAUGGCAUAUACUUACAUCAGGGCACAACUACAAGAUGGUAACCUAAUCGUAGAAGGUCUACCUCUUCCGUCCAAAUCUCUGUUUGCCAAUCAGAUUGUCAUCAAGUAUCUGCCGAUGGUAGUAGGCGCUUUCUUCGAACCAAUCUUUACAUGGCUUACUAGGACUCUUUGCAUGCUUCAACCUUAUGAACAGCUUCGCAGAGGCGAUUCAGCACCAUCACGCUCAAUUGACGCGACCUACAGCUCUUUGCCACCGCAAGCUGUGAUGUUCCGAGCGCUGAGGACCGGACACAUCUCCUUGGCCUCGAUUUGUUGCAUCAUGACGUUCCUGGCGAACGUAGUUUCUGUAGCAUUCAGCAGUUUGCUGUAUGAGCAUACCGUCCUGUUUCCAACGUCGCGAAAUUUCACCGUGCCAUAUCAGCUUCCGAUCAAUGGCUCUGGAAUACCUCACUCUUAUACGAAUACGACCUACGAUCACUUUUACAUUGCCAUGUCAAAUCUUACAGCUGGUACACCUCUGCCAGCAUGGACUGAUGAAACAUUCUUCUACGUACCAUUUCAGGGCUCAGAAGGUCGUAACGCGUCUGCAACACUCUACCGUGCGAUAACGCCUGCCGUCAGUGCCUCUUUACAUUGCUUCCCAAUGUAUCAAAAGUUAAGUGGAAAACACUUGACAUGGGACAUUCCAGCUGGCAGCCCGAGUUGUGAUCUCUCAUCAUUACAGACUUACGAGACGUUCGAGUCACAGAUACCCGAAGCUAUCGAAUAUCUGACUUUCAUGAACACUGUCACGAGUGACAAUCAUGUUCCGGACUGCGAACUCACUGUCCUAGCCGGCUGGUGUAGAUCGUCCAUGGAAUUCUCGCACCAACCCGUUAACGCAUCUUGGAUUGGUUGUCAGCCUCAACUCCAUGUCGAGCUUCGCGAAGUCGUUGUUGACACUCCAGGAUUUGUCCAGUCCUCGAAGCCUAUCAAUGACACUAUGAGCCACGAUAAUCAGCUCCUCCAGGAUGGCUCCAAGGAUAUUUUUGAUGCGUUCCACGCGUUGCUUGCAUUGUCGGUUACUCCCAAAUAUCCAUAUGUGUCUACCAGCCCGUAUCACAACGACUCGUACCCUAGCGACUUUCUCAAUUACCUGAUGGCCCAAAAAUUGAACAGCUCGGCAACUCUAGAUCCUCACCUUCCGCCACCAUCUUUCAACACAACUGCGCCAAUCAUGGAAGCUCUGUAUACUAGGAUGUUCGCAAUUGUGCUCGGCUCGCGCAUCAAUGAUAUUCUACGACCCACAAACCGGGCAAUCGUUGUCGCCGGCUUUGUACUGCAUCCAGAGGCGCGGGUCUUUGUCUCGUCGCCCAUGUUCAUCCUUUCCGUCGCGAUAUUGGGCGUAUAUAUCUUGUUCACGAUCAUGUUGUACAUCCGUCGACCAUGGAGAAUCUUACCUCGUAUGCCUACAACCAUCAUCAGCCAAAUCCCUUUCUUUGCUGCCAGUCACGUGCUACAAGAUCUUCGGGUCAUGUCAGAUGCAUGCAAGAGCGAGCAGAGUGCCAGUGUCCGAGGGCUACGACAAAGAUAUGGGUAUGGGCGCUUCACAGGAACUGAUGGAAAAGCGCAUAUUGGCAUUGAGCGAGAACCUCUCGUGCAGAUUCUCACCAAGAACGAUUUGCGUCUGAUGCAGAAGGACACAUCAUCAUUGUAG